Pseudovirgaria hyperparasitica is the source of this 480-nucleotide messenger RNA. RefSeq lists its product as uncharacterized. Gene Ontology annotation, cellular component: mediator complex. Gene Ontology annotation, molecular function: transcription coregulator activity. The record is from RefSeq and is a predicted model, not a curated record. Lineage: Eukaryota; Fungi; Ascomycota; Dothideomycetes; Acrospermales; Acrospermaceae. The transcript is spliced from 2 exons. Gene Ontology annotation, biological process: regulation of transcription by RNA polymerase II. The coding region runs from base 1 to 480 and encodes 159 amino acids.
AUGGCAGAUCGAUUAUCGCAACUCCAGACCUGUCUGGACCAGCUCACAAUACAAAUGUACUCUUCCCUUAUGUAUAUUAACACACGUGCUCCGUACCGAGCGAUAGAUGGUCAGCCAGACUGGGAUCCUCUGAAAGAAGACGAAUAUGCGAAACAAGACACCCAAACACAGUCUCAGACAAAGUUGUCCAAAGAUCCGGACUCGGCAGAAUAUGAUCCAGAGAAGCCGCACCCUCCAGAAUACUUUUACGCUUCAAUGCGAGAGCUGUCGAGAGAUCUUGUUACGAAACAGCAGCAGAUCGACUUUCUGAUAGAUGUGCUCCCUGGUAUUGGACAGAGCGAGCAACAGCAGAAGAAGAGGCUUGAAGAAUUGGAACAGCAGCUAGUAGCAAUGGAAGAAGAUCGGUUGGCAUCUCUGAAAGAGAAGGAUAGACUAUUGGAGAAGCUGGAUGAGGUUGUCUCCAAAGUCAAGCGGAUCUGA